Messenger RNA from Marasmius oreades (fairy-ring Marasmius), 585 nucleotides. RefSeq lists its product as uncharacterized. Bases 145 to 393 code for a protein of 82 amino acids. The transcript is spliced from 3 exons. The record is from RefSeq and is a predicted model, not a curated record. NCBI's taxonomy places the organism in Eukaryota, Fungi, Basidiomycota, Agaricomycetes, Agaricales, Marasmiaceae.
CCCACCGCGCAAUUCGCGUUCAACCUCUGUCAGACAUGUGUCGGCUCCGGCUCCCUAUAGGGCUGGAACUGUAUAAAAGCCCAUCAGGAAGAACCAAUUUCUCCAGUUCAUCGAACUACAACACAAAGCUCUCCUAUCCCAAUCAUGAAGUUUUUGACUGUCCUCACUGCCUUGGUUUUUGCUACAGUGGCUACUGCUGAGCCCAUCGACAAAAGGGCUUGCGGACCUACUAACUGCGUCUGCAACGGCAUUCAAGGCCAGUUCUGUGGCAACGAGUCCGUCAACCCUGCUUGCAGAAAUGACCAUGUCUACGAAUGCGCGAGGGGCUCUGGCCGCGCCUGCGACUACGGCUACAGGAACAGUUGCGCCCGUUGUGGAGAGCUCCAGUGCUGAACGUAAGAAAUUCCAGCAUCACAUGUACAAAGUCAGAGAGAUUCUCAAUUCGACUCCUGCUCAUUCGGAUAACUUUUACCCACGUUCUUAGUUAAUACCAGUAUUUUACUACUUUGUAUCAUAACCUUGAACGUGUUGAAGGUCUGUUUAAAUCCGUGCUUGAUGAUACAGCCUCUACAGGCUAUGUGAAAC